Messenger RNA from Calliphora vicina (urban bluebottle blowfly), 4537 nucleotides. Its product is annotated as GTPase-activating Rap/Ran-GAP domain-like protein 3. Gene Ontology annotation, biological process: regulation of small GTPase mediated signal transduction; activation of GTPase activity. The transcript is spliced from 16 exons. Gene Ontology annotation, molecular function: GTPase activator activity. NCBI's taxonomy places the organism in Eukaryota, Metazoa, Arthropoda, Insecta, Diptera, Calliphoridae. The record is from RefSeq and is a predicted model, not a curated record. Gene Ontology annotation, cellular component: cytoplasm. Bases 1 to 4089 code for a protein of 1362 amino acids.
AUGUCUCAUUCAAAUAUAAAUUUAAAUGACAAUAAACCCCGUUUAGAUAAAAUGUAUUCACAGUCAUUUGCAAACGAAAGUAAAUCCUUAAAUUCAACACCAACAAAAAGUUCCUUUAAGAUGACGGGUCAACGUUUGGCCCACAAACAUUUACCCUCAUUUUUCGGUACAAAUUUAUGUACAACCACAUCAACAUCGAGUGAUACGUGCAAAAUCAAUAUGUCACCCAUACGAGCGAAAUCAGUGGUGGAAAAGAAAUCCUCAUCAUUUGAAGCGACGCGUAAUAAUAUAUUUUGUCGUCGUUAUAAAAGUAGUUACUUUAGAACAACUGUCACAACUUCAGCCACAGCAGCAACAUCUAAUGGCAGCAGUGAUAUUAGUAAAAAUUGCACGACAGCCACCUCACCUUCGAGACGACAUCAACAGGAGUAUUAUAAUGUACAAAAACACAAGAAUGCUUUGGCAUUCAAUGAAUUGGAAAUUAGGUCUGUGGAAGCUAAAAGUGUCAGUACUUCAUCAUCAUCAACAUCAAGAAUAGUAGUAGCAGCUACCAACAGAACAGUUGCAACAGAAGGGCCAACAAAAUGUGCUCUUGGUGUUGUUGGCACAAAACAAGCUGUUGAUUUAUUGCAACAAAAACGUCAACAAUUUAGUGCAAAACCAAAGGUAUUUUUCAAAUUUGCUCUACCAGAUGAGUUCAUACCAUCAAGAAGUCUAAAGUUUUUACAACAAGUUACAACGACGGCGUCUACAACGACUACGACAACAACAACAACCACUACAAGUGGCAAACGCAAGAUGUUGUGUUUCAAUUUAAAAUUGGCCACCAUUUUUCGAUCGUAUCGUGAUGAAAGUGUACGUGACCGUAGUCAAAGUUUGUGUGCCCCCUCCACCACAACACGGGCACCGCUGCACAAAGACAUUGGUGCGUUAAGGGUGCUGCAACGUCGUGCAUCGAGCGUUAUCAGCUCAUCUGCCACAGAAUUAAUAUCAAGACGUGGAGUGUUUUCCCGGCAUCAUUAUGGUUCAGUUGAUCAGUUGCCACAAUCUGAAUUGGAUGGCAUUGAUCCGAACUUUAAACGUUUUCGUGUGGAAAAUGGUGAAUCGUUGGCGGAAAAGGAUGAGGUAUUUGGUUCACCUAGUGCUCCCAUAUUGGAAAAUCCAGAACAUCAAACACGUUGGUAUUUUAAGUAUUUCUUGGGUAAAUUGCAUCAAAACUAUGUUGGCAUUGAUGCUGAAAAAAGUCCAUAUUUCUUAUCCGUGGUUUCACAGGAUUCCGGCAACCAAGGAGCACCCAUGUAUCGAGCCAUACUAUUUCGCAAACAGGGCACCCAGAAGAUUGCAUUACCUUAUCAAGCCAAUCAAAAACUUACAGUUAAACAAAUCCUAACACACUUCACUGGCAUCGAUGCUUCAACGAUGAAGAAUCCUAAAGAAAUAUUUGCAGCUGACAUACAAAAGGAUCUAUUGCUGUUGGAGGAGCAGGAGGGUUCGGUUAAUUUUAAAUUUGGCGUUGUGUAUAUGAAACCAGGCCAAUGUUGUGAUGAUGAGAUGUUGAGUAAUCAGGAAGCGAGCCAAGACUUUGAGGAUUUCUUAGAUGUUUUGGGAGAACGUGUGCGUCUUAAAGGUUGGGAUCGUUUUCGUGGUGGUUUGGAUGUAAAAGGUGAUAUGACUGGCAAAUAUUCUGUGUAUACUUUAUAUGAGGGUCAUGAAAUUAUGUUUCAUGUUUCAACACUUUUGCCCUUUUCUAAGGAUAAUCGACAACAGGUGGAGCGUAAACGUCACAUUGGAAACGAUAUAGUAAAUAUUGUUUUCAUCGACCAAAGUCUAUCUGCCAAUGUUGAUACAGUAUUGCCAACAAUGUUUGAUCCCACAUGGAUAAAAAGCCAAUUUACACAUAUUUUUGCUGUGGUAACAAAAACUGAACAAACCUAUCGUUUGGCCAUAUUUUGUGAUGAAAAUGUGCCACCAUUUGGUCCAACAUUACCAAACCCACCAGAAUUUACAGAUGUUAAUUUGUUUCGUGAAUUUUUACUGGUAAAAUUAAUUAAUGCUGAAAAGGCAACAUUCCAAACACCAAUAUUCUCACAAAAACGUGAGCGCACCCUUGAAAUGUUGAUAAAGGAUUUACAUGAGGACUAUAUUGGUGAUAGUAAAUUGAACAUGCUAAAUAGACGCGCUUUCUCUGAAGUACUGUAUGACGUGCCAAGAACAUCUAAACUUAAGGAGGACGCAAGACAAAUUGAAUUCGUACGUAUAGGCCAAGCACUUAAAUUGGAGGCCAUUGUACGAGGUGAUGCCCCCACUAGCAUUGCAUCAGCCAGCCCUUGUACAAUAUUCAAAAAACCCCCCUGGGAGCCACAUUGUUUCUAUCCGACAUUUCCACAUCGUGGCUCAUUGGCAGGUGAUUCGUUCGGUACCAAUGAUGAGUGUUUAUUUAUAGCCACCGAUGAUGGUACAUUUUUGAUGAAAGAGGAUCAAUCUUUACAGUUGGUUUUCGAUAAAACGUUGCACGUGCGACAGCUGAGUGUUUUAGAGGAACAUGGUUUAGUUUUAAUACGUGGUGGUUCUGCUACAAAUCGUGAUGCCCAUCGAGUUCAUGUUUUCCGUCUGAGAGAAUUUCAUGGUCGAUUUACAGAGGAAACAUUGAAAUGUCGUUCACGUUCAGAGGUCAAAGAUCGUCGCAUUGAGAAGACCAGGGGUUGUAAUCUAUACUCCUCUUCACACAUAAGUGGAGGCCACUUGAGAUUGGUUGUUGCCGUUGGCCGUAAGUUACAGUUAUUCCAGUGGAAACAUACAGCCGCCUGGGCUUCUUGGUGUCCGGAAAAUGAUACGGAGACUGUGGAAGGUUUUAUAUUUCAAAAAGAGAUUACUUUAAGUGAUACACCCACGAUUGUUACGCCUCUCGAGGGACCCACGAAUACCAAGAAUGGUGGCUUAAUAUGUGUGGGUUAUAAGUACCAUUAUGAAAUUGUCUGUGAUCAAAGUGGAGUAGCCACCCGUUUACAUGAAGUUGAAGCGGCCAAACGAAAUCAAACCCAACUAACGGCUGCUGUAGAGCUGUGUGAUGGUUUGGAAACUGAAUUGCUGUUGUGUUAUAAUCAUACUUGCCAUUUCCAGAAGCUCAACGAUCGCGAAGAAUCUCGCAAUGAAUUUGAUUUUCAUUGGAAUACUUCACCAACAUCUGUGGUCUGUGCUUUCCCUUAUAUACUGGGUUUCACCUCCGAUUCAAUGGAAAUACGUUUGCUGGUAAAUGGCAAUCUAGUACACACAGCCAUUAUGCCAGAACUUCAAUUAAUCACCUCUAAACGUGACAUUUUCUUUGUAACAACAGCACCAGAAUUUAUGUCAAAAGAUCUCAAUAUCAAGGGCUUACAUAUAAAUGAACAAACUCCGGAAAGAAGGCUAGUAACAACACCAAGCGAAUGUUCGUCCAAUGAAGAAUUAGCACGUGAUACCAGUGAUAUACUAAGUUCAACGAGUGUCAAAGAUUUGCCUUUAAAUCCGGAACAUGAAAUGAAUAAUUUACUUGAGAUACCUAAUGCAAUAGGUGCUCAGGUUCCAUCAAUACAAAGAGCCAGAUCUCUGCAAAAGACAAGUAAUUUAGAGGAGAAACCUUUAAUAGCCAAGAGUAAUUCUUGCGGAGACUCCUAUCAUUCUGAGAAUAAAUUUAAUGCUUUACGUGGUAACUCUAUAAUAGAUCCUCAAUAUGCAGGUGUGCCUCCCAACUCUCCGCGUAAUUCUAACAACAACAACAAUACAACAAAAGCCACAAAUCAACAACAACAACAUUCGCCCAUGUCACCCACAAAACGUAACUCCAAAUAUCGCAGUCUUUUCUCCAAUGGCAGUCAAGGUUCUGAUAACUACUCCUCCUCACCAGAUCGUUUGAAACCAUUAAGGGUUUAUCGCAUACCAUUGGCCAAACUGGCGGGAGCCCACUCCCAUUUUCACAUGCAAUCCUUUAAUGCCACGGCAGCGAAAACGCAAAACUUCUUACGUGAGCAAUAUGCAUUAAAUAUGAAAUGCCGACAAAAAUCCGUUGAUGUACAAUUGCCAUUGGCGGCUGCCAAUGAUAUGCCAGAAUGACAAAUGGUGCAGGAGUCAAGUGAUAAAUUGCAAACUCACAUACCGCCGACUUUGGAAUUUAUGGAGAAACGAAAGUCCAUAGAUCUAUAUGACUAUGAUGACAAUAAAUUCAAUGAAGAGGAUGAAAGACGUUUUGAAAUGUUAAUGUUACAACGUUAAUAUGUUUAGGAGACCGCAGGAUGUUGUAACUGGCAGCAAUACAAACAAAAAACAAAGAUUUUUAUUUUGAUACCAAAUAAUAGCAAUUGCUUAAAAGAUACAUAAAUAUUUGUUAGACGGUUUCAAAUCUAAACAACUACAAUUGUAUGCAAUUCAAAGUGCAUACAUAAAUACUAAAAUUGUAAAAACAUUAUUUUUUAAACAAGAAAAAUCAUGUGUGAAAAAAGUCAUUCAAUUAAUUAAUAUUGAAUUGGUAUUAAUGAUUUUGUGAGAACUUAAAAGAAACCAC